This is a messenger RNA of Eurytemora carolleeae, 2419 nucleotides long. RefSeq names its product methylmalonyl-CoA mutase, mitochondrial-like. The transcript is spliced from 11 exons. Lineage: Eukaryota; Metazoa; Arthropoda; Copepoda; Calanoida; Temoridae. Gene Ontology annotation, molecular function: metal ion binding; methylmalonyl-CoA mutase activity; cobalamin binding. The coding region runs from base 43 to 2259 and encodes 738 amino acids. The record is from RefSeq and is a predicted model, not a curated record. Gene Ontology annotation, cellular component: mitochondrion.
AAUAAAUUUGAUUUUUUUUUUAUACUUAUUUUUUCAGACAAAAUGCAGUGCAAUGCAUUGCGCAGCCCCGUCAUGCGGCAUAUAAGACCUAUGACAAGAUAUUGCUCUGGGAGUACACUAGACCCGGUCUGGGUUGCUGCAGCUACUAAACAGAUGAAAGGUAAGAGUCCUGACACCCUGAUCUGGAACACACUGGAGGGUAUCCCCGUCAAGCCCUUGUACACGAAGAAGGACGUGGAGAACCUGGUGGAGGAACUACCCGGUACAUUUCCCUUCACCCGGGGUCCAUAUCCAACCAUGUUCGCUCAGAAACCCUGGACUAUCAGGCAGUACGCGGGGUUUUCAACAGUAGAGAAGAGUAAUGAAUUCUACAGAGCAAACAUUAAAGCUGGUCAGCAGGGUCUCAGUGUUGCCUUUGAUCUUGCGACACACAGAGGAUACGACAGCGACGAUCUAAGGGUAACUGGUGACGUCGGCAUGGCGGGUGUUGCGAUCGAUAGUGUCGAAGAUACAAAAAUAUUGUUCGACGGGAUUCCUCUAGACAAGAUGUCGGUGUCGAUGACGAUGAACGGUGCCGUUAUUCCCGUCUUGGCGAUGUACAUAGUUGCAGCGGAGGAACAGGGGGUUAAACAGGAACAGCUUACAGGAACAAUCCAGAACGAUAUCUUGAAGGAGUUUAUGGUUCGAAAUACGUAUAUUUAUCCCCCGGACGCUUCAAUGAAGAUUAUCGGCGAUAUAUUCUCCUACACCUCGAAACAUAUGCCAAAAUAUAAUUCAAUAUCUAUCUCAGGAUAUCACAUACAGGAGGCAGGUGCUACCGCUACUCUUGAAAUGGCGUUCACCAUCGCCGACGGUAUUGAAUAUUGUAGAACCGGUAUCAAUGCAGGGUUGGAUAUUGACUCCUUUGCUCCCCGUCUCUCUUUCUUCUGGGGGGUCGGGAUGAAUUUCUACAUGGAGAUUGCAAAAUUUAGAGCAGCAAGAAAGCUCUGGGCGACUUUGAUCAAAGAAAAAUUUAAUCCUAAAAAUCCGAAAUCCUGUAUGUUGAGAACUCACAGCCAAACCUCAGGCUGGUCACUCACAGAGCAGGAUCCCUACAAUAACAUCAUGAGAACCUGUAUUGAAGCAAUGGCCGCCGUGUUCGGUGGAACACAAUCCCUUCACACAAACUCAUUCGACGAGGCCCUGGCGCUCCCGUCUAAGUUCUCCUCAAGGUUGGCGAGAAACACCCAGUUGAUCCUGCAGGAGGAGACGGGGAUCACCAAGGUGAUAGAUCCCUGGGCCGGGUCCUUCAUGAUGGAGAGCCUGACCCAGCAGGUUUACGACGAGGCUAAGAGGAUUGUUGAUGAGGUUGAGAGUAUGGGAGGUAUGGCUGCUGCUGUAGCUAGUGGUUGGCCUAAACUAAAGAUAGAGGAGUGUGCUGCUAAACGACAAGCUAAUAUAGACUCUGGAAAGGAAACCAUUGUCGGAGUAAACAAAUACAAACUAGAGGUUGAAGAUCAGAUUGAUGUGUUGAGUAUUGAUAACGCGGAGGUGAAGGAGAAGCAGUUGAAGAGGUUGGCCCAGGUCAAGAAUACUAGGGAUACCGCUGCAGCAAACAAGUGUCUUCAGGAUAUCGAGGAUUCAGCUAAAUCAGGAGAAGGAAACCUUUUGGAACUCGCAAUCUCUGCGGCUAGAGCAAGGUGCACAGUGGGAGAGAUCACCCAGGCUAUGGAGCGGGUGUACGGGAGACAUGUUGCCAACGACAGGAUGGUGUCCGGGGCCUACAGGACCGAGUACGGGGAGAGCGAGGAGAUUGUAGCCGUUUCUACGGCUAUUGACAGGUUCCAAGAAAUCGAGGGACGAAGACCCAGAAUUUUGGUUGCCAAGAUGGGUCAGGACGGGCAUGACCGAGGUGCCAAGGUUAUUGCUACAGGUUUCUCAGAUCUUGGAUUUGAUGUUGAUAUUGGACCUCUCUUUCAAACUCCCGAAGAGGUUGCUCAACAAGCUAUCGACAGUGAUGUACAUGUAGUUGGAGUCUCCUCCCUUGCUGCAGGACACAAAGCUCUGGUGCCUGAAUUAGUGUCAAAUCUGAAGAAAAUGGGUCGACCUGAUAUCCUGGUCAUUUGUGGAGGUGUCAUCCCACCACAGGAUUAUGAGUUUCUUUAUAAAUCUGGAGCUUCGGCCAUAUUUGGACCGGGCACGAAGCUUCCCGUUGCAGCUCUGGAAGUUAUCAACCUAAUCACGGGACAUUUUGACAGCUCCAAGCGUUUAAGCCAGUAGAAACUAAGCUGAGGGAGCAGGAAGUUGAGGAGCCACUUGCACUGGUGCUAGAGAUCAGUGUGAAAAAUGUAAACAAUUUACAAACCGGUUUAGUCAUAAUUUUAAAAUGGGAGAGCUUCUGUUUUUGGUCCUUUAAUAGAUAGAUAAUUUAACUAGUGUA